UGUAUGUUUGUCAUUCGUUGUUUAGUGAAGAGCGCGGUGGACGUGGGGGUAACGUGGCUAAGAAGAAGUGAAAGAAGAGUGAAAUAGUUCAAUAUAAGACAUAUUCUGAUGAUUAACUAACUCUAAAACUCAAGGAACCGCUAGCCAUAACGUCGAAGGAGCUCUAACUGAGAGAACGUUUUGGAUCUUGAAUAAAUUCACAAAGACGUUUUUGUAUGCGACCGGAAUGUAGUAUAAUUCCUUGGGAAGACCACUCGCAUGACUGCUAUAUAGCAUUGCUAGAAUGUGCGAACUGUUCACAGAGCUGAAACAACAGUUCGAGUGUCACUUGACAUUAGCCAGUGAAAGUUUCAAGUCUCCGGGUGUAUAGACUGACAGAAGAACUGUGUUUCACAAAUAUCUGAGAAUACUAAUACAUCAUACCGAAAAAUCUAAGAAGUGGAUGGAGAAGUGCUGUUUUUUAACGUUCGUGGCGCUGUUGUCGCUUAUAUCACAGGGUCUUACUACCCAGUGUUACAUCUGUAGCUGGAGUCCAGACGAUAGAAAUAACCAGACAGAUCAUUGCACGGACGACAACUUCCAUGCCCAGAAAGUUUACAGUCACGAGUGUGAUCAUGGUUGUGAGGUGUUUGUUCAGUGGGACUCCAAUGGGAGUCUGGAACAGUGGAGAAGGAACUGUGUCCCUGAAGAUGUCCACAUAGCAAACAGUUGUGAGGUUACAAAUAAAAUUGCCUGGAAGAGAAGAGUUUGUGCUUGUGAUUCGGACUAUUGUAAUGGGGUUUCUACUUUGUCAGUACCAAGAUCUCUGGGAGCUGUACUGAGUUUCAUCAUAGUGUGGAACGUGAGGCAGUGAACUCUCGGUCUCAGUGAUGUGUACGUACCAACACGAGGCUAGUGAUAUUGUCAGAAUAGUUAGCGUUGGCGCUAUUUGUAUGUAGAUCCUCGAAAGAUUACGUUUCAGAAACGUCCGACCAAAGUUGGCUAUAGCGUAAGACUGUAAGUUAUUUGUUAACGUUGUCACGUUUCUCUGCAGAUCGUUUUUGUUUUACUACGUAGGAUGUGAAGUGUUUUCAUUGUUAGAGCUAGAGGCAGUAUUAUUUAGCGACUAUCGCUUCUUCUUUUAAAACGAAAAAAAAAUAUUUUCUAGCUUCGGUAUAUAUAUAAAAACAAAAUAAAAAAUGUACUAAUGUCA
This is a messenger RNA of Limulus polyphemus (Atlantic horseshoe crab), 1192 nucleotides long. RefSeq lists its product as uncharacterized. The coding region runs from base 443 to 853 and encodes 136 amino acids. The record is from RefSeq and is a predicted model, not a curated record. NCBI's taxonomy places the organism in Eukaryota, Metazoa, Arthropoda, Merostomata, Xiphosura, Limulidae. The transcript has 5 exons.